AUGCUGAAGCAGUCACAGAGUGCACGGCAGGUUGCCUCCAAGAUCAAGAUUGCAUAUGACCCGCAACAUCGUGGAGCAGCUACCUCACAGCAACAUAGCUUCAUUGCUAGUAGCUGUGGUGUUGUUAUUCGAGACAAUUGUCCUUUUCAGUGGGAGUCUUGGGCAGAAAUUCCCGAGGAGACGAAGAGACUGGUGCGACACGAGUUGUCGGUCAUUUAUGAUCUUGAUGACAUAUCCCUUGAGGUCAUGACCUACUUAGAGGAGACCUUAGCAAACCGGUACAAAAAUUGGAAGAGCACUUUUCACACGUAUUUUAAGCGAUGGGAUGAUCCAGAGAUUGCUCGCCUACAUGUUCCAAGCGAGUUAAAGGACCGGCCAGAUGAUUGGGAGUGGCUCUGCAAACAUUUUACGGACCAAUUUGUGAAGAAAUCUGUUGCUAGCCAAAAAGCUCGUGAGUCAAAGACAUUUCUCCACCAUUCCGGUUCGAAGCCCUUUUCUGUUUUUUUUCUUCAGGAGGGUUCUAAGUUCCCAGCAAUCGACAUGUUCAAGGACGUUUACGUUCGACCUGGUCAGGAGAUUAUUGAGCAGUUUCAUGCUACUAUGGUGGAAAAGAGCACUUCUGUUCUCCAAGAAGCAACAUCGCAGCUUCCCCCGGAGACCCCGAUCGAGGACGUCACGAUACCUGAGGAUCUAGGUUUUCAGAUCAUGACUGAUGUCCUGGAUCAGAACUUAGGUCGUCGUCGUGGCAAGGUUGUUCGGUGUAUGGGGAAAGCACACAUUCGUGAAACGGGUGCCUCUUCUUCCAGAUCAAACACAACAGAGGUAGAUGCAUUGAAGGAGGAAGUGACAACCCUAAAGGCUCAGGGCGAGCAGAUGAAGGAGCAGCUGAGGGCCCAGGGCGAGGAGAUGAGGUCAUAUGCCGGGGCGUGGAGAGACCUUGUACAAGCCAUACAGAUGUCCGGCCUUCAAAUCUCACUACCAACACCUCAUCUUGGUCCACCUUCGACCUCAGAGCCACCUCGCCCUGCCGAUACCUAG
Molecule: messenger RNA, 1038 nt
Organism: Pyrus x bretschneideri (Chinese white pear)
Lineage: Eukaryota; Viridiplantae; Streptophyta; Magnoliopsida; Rosales; Rosaceae
Exons: 5
Coding region: 1-1038 (345 amino acids)
Source: RefSeq, a predicted model, not a curated record